This is a messenger RNA of Fomitopsis serialis, 1350 nucleotides long. RefSeq lists its product as uncharacterized. Bases 68 to 1177 code for a protein of 369 amino acids. NCBI's taxonomy places the organism in Eukaryota, Fungi, Basidiomycota, Agaricomycetes, Polyporales, Fomitopsidaceae. The transcript is spliced from 6 exons. Gene Ontology annotation, molecular function: protein binding. The record is from RefSeq and is a predicted model, not a curated record.
CUUCAUUCUUCUCUAAUCCUCAGCCUCUGUUCCUGCUGCUCUCCCGACACAGGCAGUGCCGGAGCUCAUGACAGCUCAGACUGAUUCCUCUCCUGCUGAAUCCUCGGAGGAGCUCGCUCGAUUUCGCAAAGCAUGGAAAGAGGAAGUGCGCAGGAAGAAGGCGGCAGCGGUAGGUCCGUCCAAGGCCGCAGGAGGAGGCUGCUCCGAAGAGCGGUCCCUUGAGGUCCUGCCUCAGGCGAGCGUGCACCCUGCGCAGAACUACCACCCCAUCCAUGCUUCCCGGGUCACAGACACGACCUCUGCGCCGGUCGGCCCCAAGCUACAAAGGGCUGUGGAGGUCUACCGCCGCGCCGCGCUUUGCGAGCAGCAGAGCAACCUCGAUGAGGCCCUCGAGCUCUACCGCAUCGCGUUCCGCAUGGACCCCAACAUCGAGGCACAGUUCUACGCCAAGACAACCGUUCCCUCCGCUGAGCAGCCUGCGCAAGCGACCUCGAGCGCGAAGAGAGACCCGGUAGAUGAAGUGACGCACGGCUUGAAGGCGUCAGACAUUCAUACAGCUGUCGUCCCGGCCAAGGAAGGUGGAGAUGCGGUCCCGCAGGAUUCCUUGGCUAGUAUCAUGGCGGAAUGGCCACACGAUCUACAGUUUCUGCCGGAGGACGAACAACAGUCUGUUGAGAUACAGAAAUUGCCUGUCGAGGUACUCCUUGUGGUUCUGCGCAAGCUCAACACGACUACUCUAGAACGCUUCGCCUUGGUGAGCCGCAAGGCUCGGGUACUGACCCUGGACAUGAGCAUCUGGAGAGAGUUUGUGGAAGCUAUCUACAAACCCCCACAGUUACGCGACAUGGAGGAGCUGGACACGGUGUAUAUCGAACAUCCUCGUGUGCGGCUGGACGGUGUAUACAUUGCGAUUUGCCACUACACGUAUGUACAUGUCCUAUCUCCCAAUAGAGCGGGUUCGUUCCAAGUCGUACUGUAUGAUGGAGGAGGGAUUGUGAAUGCCGGCGCAGCAGACACCACUUAUGACGCUGGAGCUGCGCUCGCGGCCGGUGGCCGGUGGAACCGCCUGAACUUCCUUGCGUACGACUCGGUGAACAUUGAGAGCGGGGAGGUGUCGCCGGUGCCGCUGAAGCACGAUCGGGGCUUCCACUUUUCGAAAGUGCGGUCGUAUGCGUAGGGUGGCCGUUGUCCAGACGGGGAUUGUGUCAGGAUGUACUAGUAGCUGAGGGCAAUUGCUAGACGAAAUGGUGGACUGUACGAUUCUACGAAGCCGAACUGCUUCCGACGGUGACAAGCGCCUGUGUAAUGUGGUGACGGUCGCUUGUUUGGGCGGAGGCAGGUUGUUGUGUC